Messenger RNA from Naegleria gruberi, 5000 nucleotides. Its product is annotated as N-acetylglucosamine-1-phosphate transferase. Gene Ontology annotation, cellular component: Golgi apparatus. The record is from RefSeq and is a predicted model, not a curated record. Gene Ontology annotation, biological process: carbohydrate phosphorylation; N-glycan processing to lysosome. Bases 1 to 4212 code for a protein of 1403 amino acids. Gene Ontology annotation, molecular function: UDP-N-acetylglucosamine-lysosomal-enzyme N-acetylglucosaminephosphotransferase activity. Lineage: Eukaryota; Heterolobosea; Eutetramitea; Acrasida; Naegleriidae. The transcript has a single exon.
AUGUAUAGAGAUAAUAUUAUGAAAAUUAAUUCAGUUUCUAAAUUGUGUUAUGAACCUAUGGAUAUUGUUUAUACUUGGGUCAAUGGUUCCGAUCCAAUACACAAGAAUUUAGUGAAACGAUUUAAUGCUUUGGAAAAGGAGAAGGAAGAAAAAUCUAAUGUUGACAAUACUAAAACAAUUGAAAGUGCUGCUACCAAGACGUCUUCCAAUACUACUACUACUAGUACUACUGAUUCUAGCAAAUCCAAUCAGAAAACAACCAAUAAUUACCAUUUGAAAGGAGUAGGAAAUGCACAUGUGAAAACACAAGAAAACAAAACAAAGAAGAGAAGAAGAUUACUCUCUGUGAAAUCCACAAGCAAGAAGAAACAAGAAACUAAUAAGAAAUCAAUUCCUCAAACCAAUAAGAAUGCCAAAGUAACCAAAAAGACUAAAGCACCUGUUACAAAGAAAACCAAUUCAUCAAAAAAGACAACCAAACCACCAGUUACCAAACAACAACAUACUAAGGUUGAAAAAAAGGGUGCCACUGGAAAGAAAGCAAAAACUAACAAGGCUUUGACAAAAAAGACCACUAAGAAAUCAAAGAAGGAAAAUACUCCUAAAGUUAAAAAUGACUCAGAAAUUAUCAACAAUGGUACAACAACUAAGAAUGCUACCAAAACUGAUGAUACCAAUAGUAGUAACAGAUUUAGAGAUAAUGAUGAGUUGAGAUACAGUUUACGUAGUUUGGAACGAUUUGCUCCAUGGGUCAGAAAUGUUUAUAUUGUGACAAGUGGUCAAGUGCCAAGCUGGUUAAACGUAAAGAAUCCAAAGGUUAAAAUUGUUAAACAUGCCGAUGUUUACAGAAAUCCAAUCCAUUUACCAGUUUUCAGCUCACCUUCUAUUGAAUCUCAAAUUCAUAGAAUUCCUGGCCUUUCUAAAAAGUUUAUUUACUUGAAUGAUGAUGUCAUGUUUGGUAACGAUGUGUAUCCAGAGGAUUUUUAUAGUCACUCAACUGGACAAAAAGUAUUCCUCAGUUGGGAAGUUCCUCCAUGCCAUGAAGGAUGCCAAGAAUCUUGGUUAGGUGAUGGUUAUUGUGACGUUUCUUGCAAUGUUACUCAAUGUGAUUUUGAUGGUGGUGAUUGCGUUGGUCCAAAUGUGAGAUUCUCUUACGGAUCUUCAAGCUCUUCAUCAAGUUAUGGCAACUAUGGUGGUAACUAUAAUUAUGGUAGUAAUUCUAAUAGUUUUUGGUCAUCCACUAAUACUAAGAAUUAUUGCUCAGCCUCUUGUUCUGAUUCAUGGAUUGGUGAUCGUUUUUGUGAUAGACCAUGUAACGUUAAAGAAUGUGGUUAUGAUGCUGGAGAUUGCGAGUUUAAGGAAUUAAAGACAGAAUUGGAGCAUGUACAAUUGGAAAAUAGCAUUUCAGUUAUCUAUGUCCGUAAUAUAGAACCUUCCAUUUACUUGGAUUUGAGUAAGAUAUUCAAAGAUGCUCAAAUUACUAAUGGCAAUCACGAAAAUGAAAAGCUAGUUAGAAGUUCAACAAUUUCACAAAAGGAAAAGCUCCUCAUAUUCACUUUUAAUUAUCAAUCUCUCAAGUCCAAUGUUACCAAGUACAGUAACAAUACCAAUUUCUAUGAAGAACAUGUCCCGGUUUCUUUGGAAGCUGAGAGAGUUCUUAAUGAUACCUCCAAAACUGAUACAUUCCAAAACACUCACUCCACUACUUUUGAACAAUUGGGCACUAAAUUGACAAUUACAAAAUCUUUCAUCGUAAAGGUUGUUUCAAAUCAUACAUUCAAUUACAUUGCCAAAAAAUUUAACUUAUCAAAUGAAACAAGCAUUUUUGGUAUUCAUGAAUCACAAGAAUCAGAGUUAGCAGCUGACAAGAACUACAAUAAGGCAUUGGUGGUUUCUACCUACUUUUCUAAAACUCAGCUUAAUGCUAUUGUUGGAAAGAACAAUAGCACCAAACCUGCAGAAAAAGCCACCAAGACAACUCCUGAAACUGAUUGGUUUAAUAGUUGGAACAAUAUCAAUUCUGAUACUCAAGAAAAUGACAAGUCAGUUACAAAUACCAAGAAACAAUCUGGAUCCAAGUUAGAAACCAAGGCAACAGAAAUUGACGAUAUUUCUGAAAAUGUUAUCAAAACCAAUCCAGUCAUUACUGAAAACCAAGCUGUUCGUCCUGCAUCUAUUGACACCAAAAAAGCUCAAGUUAAAUUGGAGGAAAAGAAAACUGAACCAAUGAAGAAUACUUUGGAAACUGUCACCAAAGAAACCCCAACUAGUACACUCGACACUAUACAAGCUAAAAAGGAUACUGAAAUCAAACCUGUCACUAAAAAGAUUGAAGAUGAUUUGACUAAAAAAGUUGUUGAUAUCAAGACAGAAACCAAACAAAAAGAAAAGGCAACAGAAAUUGAUGACAUCUCUGAAAAUGUUAUCAAAACCAAUCCAGUCAUUGCAACCGAGAAGCAGCAAGUUCCUAAAACACCAGAAAAGUCUCCAACUCAAGAAGCCGACAAUUAUAAUAUCGAUAAUCUCAAUAGUGAUGAAUUGAGAUAUUUGAAAAAGUUGUUAAAAAAGAAAAACAGAAAGUUAUUGGGCAUCUCGUCUCCAUCAAAUAUUCGACCAUCAUACUCUAACAGAAUUCCUAUUGUUCAAUCUCAUCCUGAAGAAAUUGUUAAUUCCCUCCGUUUCAAUCUAGCAGAAAAGGAAAAGAAUCAAGAAAAAUAUGAAAAUAUCAAAAAGAGAAUUGAAAGAGAAAUCAAGAGUGAAAACUAUGAUGACAGCAGUAACAGCGUCACCACAGAAAGCUCCACACCUGUUAGAAUCGGUAGAAAACUCCUCGAUAAGUUUGGAGAUAGUUUAAUUCAUGUGAAUAAGUUGUUGAAUAGAGAAUAUGGUAGGGCCUCUCGUAAGGUACCAGCUCACAUGCCUCACAUGAUUGAUAGGGACAUUAUGUUCGAACUUCAAAAGAAAUGGGAAUAUGAAUUCAAUGUCACAUCAUCCAAUAGAUUUAGAUCCUCAAGUGAUAUGCAGUAUACAUUUACCUAUUUCUACUAUUUAAUGCAUGAAGGUAUUCACUAUAAUGUCUCUAGAUUUUUGAGGGAACAUGUUGAUACAAACAAUGAUAAUGUUUUGGAUAAUUAUGAAAUUAGAAAUUUAGCUAACUUGAUGUAUCACAAGUACAAGAUACCUCUCUCCAAAUUAACUGAUUUACAUACCAAUAUUACAUCUAGUAUUAAUACAAUUAAUGAUGAAAUGAAAAAGGAAAGAGGAGGAUUAGAAAAACCAAAAAAGAAAACUAAGAAGGGCAAAAAGAAGACUCCAACACCAGAAAUUAGUACAUCACCUAUUAACACAACUGCAACAACAAACAGUACAAAAAAUUCAGAAGAUGAUGAAUUUGGUUCCUAUUUCUGGGCCAGUACAAAGAGUAACAAGAAGUGGAAAUCUUGGUCCUAUUUUGAAGAUUUUUCUGAAUUUAAGGAGUAUCAUCAAACAGUAAGAAAUAUCCUGUAUGGCCAUCUCAAUUAUACAAGGCUUGUAUUGUCACGAUAUCAAGCAAUGGAUGACUCUGCAUUCAGAACUAAACCAAUUCUUGAAGAUUUUGUUAAUAGUGGCCUAAGCGAUAUUGUUAAAACAAAGGCACACAAGAGCGAACAACGUUUUCCAUUUACAUUGGAAGAUUUAUCUCAAGUAGGAUUCCACAUGAUUAGAGAUGAUGAAGAUAAAGUUGGAGAUCAAUUGGACGAAUUGAGAAGAAACAGACCUAAAUUCAUUUGUUUGAAUGAUGAUAUGAAUCAAACCAAACCAAAUGAACAGGUUGUUGAAAUGUUACACAACUUUUACAAUUGGUACUUCCCAAAUAGAUCCCAAUUUGAAUUACAAGACAGUGAAGAAAAUCCAUUCCUCUAUAUUGAUGAAUUGAUGGAGCACUACAAUAAUGUUCGAUAUAAUCGUUAUGUUUAUGACGCUAUUAUUGUCGGUGUGAUUUGCUUUAUUUGUUGCUGUUGUUUAAUUGUAAGAAAAUUGUUCAAAUCAAAGGGUGGAAAUAAGAGUGGCAGAAACUUUAAAAAUCAAACAAAUAUGGGUACUAGUUUCACAGAUGAAAAGGAUCAAACAAGCAUUGGUCAACCGAUUACAGCAGGUACCUCUAGCUCAGUUGGAAUUGGACAAACCUUAACCCACCACAGAACAGUCAAUGAUAAACCAGAAAUUGUUUAAAAAUGUACAAUUGAUUUAUUUAAUUAAAUUUAAUUGGAAUGAAUAACAAGCCAAAUAAAAUACAAAUCACAACAAUCAGAGUUACAAUGAUAAUAAUUUUCCACUUAUCAGAGGUAUUAUUUAACAUGUUGCUCAAUCUCUUAUUCGUUCUUUCCAAUAAUCCUUUUGUUUUAUCGACAUGUUGCUCCAUAUCCUCCAACUCUCUGUGUUGUUCAUCGAGUUCAUCACCCAUAUCUUGAGCGAUUUGCCCAACACGUUGAACAGUAGUUGCCAUCUUAUCCAAUUGUUGGUCUUGAUUUUUCUUGACUUGAUCCUGAACUUGUAAUUGUUGGUCGAUAAAUUUUUGAUUAUCUUGAAUGUAUGAUUCUUCCAAUCUAGAAUAUUUUGAUGAACCUUUUCCUGUUGGUUUUGGUUGUAUUGGUUGUUCAUCCUCGUCGUUUGUCAGCAAGGUUUCUUUUUUCUGUUGUUGCUGUUUUUGUUUUCUAGUUUUAAUUUGUUGUUCUAUUUGUCUCAUUUGUUGUGAUGUUGUCGAAAUAAAUAAUUUACGUUUUCCGAUUUCUUCCUUUGAAAUGUUUUUAAAACGUUGCGGAUUCUUCUCUACAAUAUCAAUUGUUGAUUGCAGAUCCCCCAAAAAUAAAUCAACCGAUUUAAUAUUACUUUGUAAUUCGGUUUCUAUUCCUCUCCAUUGUUCUUGACUUGUUGGAUCAAUAUACAUCUCCUGUAAAACUUUGAUGGAGGCCAGCUUUUCUCUGACCUUGUCUUUCACCAGGUCGAACGGAUCAGCAGAG